Messenger RNA from Clupea harengus (Atlantic herring), 2771 nucleotides. RefSeq names its product dual specificity mitogen-activated protein kinase kinase 2 (gene map2k2b). The coding region runs from base 1098 to 2276 and encodes 392 amino acids. The transcript is spliced from 11 exons. Gene Ontology annotation, biological process: protein phosphorylation. The record is from RefSeq and is a predicted model, not a curated record. NCBI's taxonomy places the organism in Eukaryota, Metazoa, Chordata, Actinopteri, Clupeiformes, Clupeidae. Gene Ontology annotation, molecular function: ATP binding; protein kinase activity.
GGCGAAACUUAGCCGCGCCCCCCCCCAACCUUAACUUGGGACAUUUCGUGCAAGGCAAGCUGCCUCUUCUUCUUCCUGAUAGAGCAUCUUAAAACUUCAGCUCUUUCCAAGACAUACGUUUACGAAGCUUUUGCCGUUCUAGUCAUCUUGACUCCAAAAGCCCAUGCCAUUUGUACGGUAACUGUCAGCUAACGUUAUGCUCGUGUUAGCUUGCUAAGAUAGCCCAGCUGUGUAGUCACCGACGAGUCGGUCGUCCUUUCGUUCUGUGAGCAUUAGCAAGUUAUGUAUUGUUAGCCAGGGUGCCUAGCUUGGAAACUAGCUUUAAUGGCUGGUUUGCCUAAAUGCAGUGAUGCUUUUUGGUCGAGUGUAUUUUUGUAUGUGUUGUUAAACCUCGGCACAGCCAGAAGUAGGGAAAAUCCUAACGCUUUAAUUAACGUUAACGAACUCCUUUAGCGUAAUAGCUAGCUAGCUAACAUGUUAAAUGGGCAUAUACCGUUAUCCUGUCAGUAGCCAGGUUUGCUAGCUAGUUUCGAACGUUAACUUGUCAAUCUGAGGAAUUGCUAACAGAUUUAAAUAUAGACCGUUUAAUGUCAUAAUUGAAAAAAUAUGUUAGUCGCUCACUAGCUUAGCUCAUCUGUUGAUCUGUUUCAGUUUAAGUUCAGCGGACUGCUUAACAAAUCUAGCAUACUCUCAAUUAGAGGUAAUGACAAGCUAAUGUCAGCUAACUAGUUAACGUUAGCUCUGGGAAGCGCACCAGCUUGUUAGUUGUGACCGACGUCUAAGAUAGGUAAGACGUUAUUAAUCUACGGUGAUCGCUUAUCUUGACAUCAGAGAGGUAGUUAAUAAGGGGUGUCCCGAUAUGCUGUAUGAAAUUGACUGACUGUAAGAUAGCUAGCUAGUCAGCUAGCAUUAUCGCUCUUUGAAUUAGCUGACAAGGUGUUGAUUCAAUUGUUUUGUUGACACCACUCUGCGGCGGAGCGACUAUAACGAUAACGCAGCCCCUCUAAGGUCGUAUUAUUGUAGUUGAAGGAGUUGUCUUCACAUCUUAAAAAUACAUCAACGGAUUGGAGACAUCUCCUGACUGACAGAUCUUUGACAUGGCCCCAAAAAGACGACCGGUGCCUCUCAACAUCACCACCGUAGGAGAAGGACAGCCCACGUCUACCACCAUAGAUGCAGCUUCAGAGGCUAACCUGGAGGCUCUGCAGAAGAAGCUCGAGGAGCUGGAUCUGGACGAGCAGCAGAAGAAGCGCUUGGAGGCCUUCCUUACCCAGAAGGCCAAGGUGGGCGAGCUCAAGGACGACGACUUCCACCGCAUCUGUGAACUGGGUGCCGGCAAUGGCGGCGUGGUGAACAAGGUCUGCCAUAAGCCCUCGGGCCUGGUGAUGGCACGCAAGCUGAUCCACCUGGAGAUCAAGCCGGCCAUCCGCAACCAGAUCAUCAGAGAGCUGCAGGUGCUGCACGAGUGCAACUCGCCCUACAUCGUGGGCUUCUACGGAGCCUUCUACAGCGACGGGGAGAUCAGCAUCUGCAUGGAGCACAUGGAUGGUGGAUCUCUUGAUCAGGUGAUGAAGGAGGCCAAGAGGAUCCCAGAGGAGAUCCUGGGCAAAGUCAGUAUAGCGGUUCUAAGGGGCCUGGCCUACCUCCGUGAGAAGCACCAGAUUAUGCACAGAGACGUAAAGCCCUCUAACAUCCUGGUGAAUUCUCGCGGUGAGAUCAAGCUGUGUGACUUCGGCGUGAGUGGGCAGCUCAUCGACUCCAUGGCCAACUCCUUUGUGGGCACGCGCUCCUACAUGUCGCCGGAGCGCCUGCAGGGCACACACUACUCUGUGCAGUCUGACGUGUGGAGUAUGGGCCUGUCCCUGGUGGAGCUGUCCAUCGGACGCUACCCCAUCCCCCCGCCGGAGACCCGUGAGUUGGAGGCCCUCUUCGGCCGACCACUGGGAGAGGGAGAGGCACAGAGCACGUCACCCCGACCCAGACCUCCAGGGAGACCAGUCAGUGGUCACGGGCCGGCCAUGGCCAUCUUUGAGCUGCUGGACUACAUAGUCAACGAGCCUCCUCCCAGACUGCCCCUGGGCGUGUUCACCUCAGACUUCCAGGAGUUCGUCACUAAAUGCCUCAUUAAGAACCCUGCGGAGCGAGCAGACCUGAAGAUGCUGAUGAACCAUACCUUCAUUAAGCGCUCUGAGGUAGAAGAGGUGGACUUCGCUGGAUGGCUCUGCAAGACCAUGGGCCUGAACCAGCCCAGCACCCCUACUCGCAUCACUGACUGAGCCUCACACACACACACACACACACACACACACACACACACACACACACACACACACACACACACUCUCUCUCUCGCAUAGCGCUAAGUGUCACUCUUUAGCACGCUUAUACAUAUACUCAUGUCAACAGUUACUAACUUGACAGCCUGUGCUCUGUGCUCUCACAGUGUGACUCGCACACACACACACACACACACACACACAAACACACACACACACACACACACACACACACACACUUCUCAGUAAUGUCCUGUGAUGAGGCGACUAGCAGACCCCACAGCAUUCAUGCCCCAUUAAUGCAGAGUUCUGAUAGGUUAAUGGACCUGUCAGUCAUAUCCCCAGUUUAUUUCAAGUGGACUGAAAGCUGUGCACUGGUAUAGACUCCUGAAGAGAUGAUGCACAGCCUGUAGCAGGAGCUAGUGCUACUGCUAGUGCUAAUACCCCAUUCCCACGUACCUCCUGAAGGUAUAACACACAGCCUGUAGCAGGAGC